GCAGACCAUAUAAAUACGGGCGAGACUGGUUGGAUAGACACUUCUCUGCAGGGAGCGAAGGGCAAGAUUAGGGUUUUUCAAAUCGCGCUUCGCCGGAGUUCCAGCCCCGCAGGGAAUAUGCCUCGCUAUGAUGACCGCCGCAGCAAUACGCGACUUUAUGUAGGUCACCUGUCUUCGCGAACAAAGACACGUGACUUGGAGGAUCUCUUUGCUAGAUAUGGAAGAAUUCGUGCUGUGGAUAUGAAGCGAGACUACGCCUUUGUUGAGUUCAGCGAUCCUCGGGAUGCUGAUGAUGCAAGAUAUAGCUUGGACGGCAGAGAUUUUAAAGGAAGCCGUAUUAUUGUGGAAUUUUCAAAGGGGACACCACGUGCUCCUGGAGGUUCUCGUGAUUACAUGGGUAGGGGUCCUCCUCCUGGUUCUGGACGCUGUUUUAAUUGCGGGAUUGAUGGCCAUUGGGCUCGAGAUUGCAAAGCUGGGGACUGGAAGAAUAAAUGCUAUCGAUGUGGGGAAAGGGGCCACAUAGAAAGAAAUUGUCAGAACAGUCCAAGGAAAUUAAGACGUGAGGAUUACUCACGGUCGCCUAGUCCUCGCCGUGGUCGGAGUAGGAGCCGAAGUUACAGCCGUAGUCGUAGUUACAGUAGGUCAAUCUCCCCAGCAAAGAGGGAGCGGAGUUUUGAUGACGUCGAAAGAAGGCCAAGGAGCCCUAUCGGUAGUCGCAGCCCUAAGCGGGGAAGGAGCCCUAUCGGGAGUCGGAGCCCUAAGCGGGGAAGGAGCCCUAUCGGUAGUCGGAGCCCUAAGCGGGGAAGGAGCCCUAUCGGUAGUCCUAUCGGUAGUCGGAGCCCUAAGCGCGGAAGGAGCCCUAUCGGUAGUCGGAGCCCUAAGCGCGGAAGGAGCCCUCCAACCAGAGGAAGAGAUUACAGCCCAGCUGCUGAUGAGAGAAGCCCUCCGAGAGACAAAGUUGAUCAAUCCCCCGAAGAUAAGAAAUAUGCUAAUGGGUCGGAUUAUAGUAACAGCCCCAGGAGGAAGAGCAGGAGCCCUGUCAAUGAUGCCGAAGCUGACGGCGCGAGAAACUACAGGAGCCCUGCUGAGGAGAAUGGCCGCAGUCGCAGCCCGAGCCCCAUGCAGAGGGACGAAGACGGCCUUGCUGAAGAUGAUGAUAAUCGCGAUUCUCCAAGAGGCAGUGAGUGAGCAUCGCCUGUGUGAUGCGCGACAUUUGCUAGUAAUUCCUGGUCUUGUAUGGAUAGAACUUAUUUGGGAGUUCCGCUGCUUGUUUAGAUUUUGCCGACGACAUUCACAAUUUGCUCUAAGGUUUUCUUUUUUGUAUUUCUUUCCGGAAGGGACGUCGUAUUUAUCGGAGGUAAUUUGGGUUUGGACCUUAAAGAUAUUUUGUAAUGCUCUUUUGUUUUUCUCA
Molecule: messenger RNA, 1411 nt
Organism: Syzygium oleosum
Lineage: Eukaryota; Viridiplantae; Streptophyta; Magnoliopsida; Myrtales; Myrtaceae
Product: serine/arginine-rich splicing factor RS2Z32-like
Exons: 7
Coding region: 118-1188 (356 amino acids)
Biological process (GO): mRNA splicing, via spliceosome
Cellular component (GO): nuclear speck
Molecular function (GO): mRNA binding; zinc ion binding
Source: RefSeq, a predicted model, not a curated record